AUGCCCAUCCCCGUCAAAGAGACGGUCACGCGCCUCGCAGCCAUCUCCAAGCUCCUAGUCCUAUCCUACAUAAUCGACUGGAUAUUCAUCAUCGGCAUCGCCCUAAUCGGCUACGGCUUCUACAGACAAUCCCCAAACCACCACCCCUUCAGCCUAACCGACCCAAACAUCAGCUACCCCCUCACCAAAGAAACCGUAUCAAACAAAACCCUCAUCCUAGUCAGCCUCUUCGCCCCAGCCGUUAUAGUCCUCCUACUCUCAUGGCUUCUCGUCCCAGCCAACGCCACCUCCAGAUCUAACUCCGGCUCCCCCAAACCCCCCGCUGCGCAAUACAUCCGCCGCAAGUUCUGGGAAUGGAACGUCGGCUGGAUGGGGCUUGCGCUCGCCCUCGCAAGCGCCUGGACAGCUACACAGGGAUUGAAGACACUAAUCGGCAAGCCGAGGCCUGAUCUUCUCGCGCGCUGCGAUCCGGACAUUGCGCGUGUGGCGGAGUUCACGGUUGGAGGACUUGGGGAGUCGGUGGAUGGUGCGGCGACGCUGGUUUCGUGGGAGAUCUGUCGGGUUAAGAGUGACUCGUUGCGCAUUGAUGGGUUUGCAAGUUUUCCGAGUGGGCAUUCUUCUUUCUCCUUCGCCGGCCUAAUCUACCUAACCCUCUGGCUCUGCUCCAAAUUCUCCGUCGCAUUCCCCUAUCUCCCGCGCUACCCGGUCGAAGACCAGAGCCACACCGAUGACAAUUCCUCCGUGCGGAAACGCGGCGCCGCCCCGCCCGUUUACAUGAUGCUAAUUGCGUUCGUGCCGACUGCCACGGCGUGCUUUAUUUCUGCGUCGCGCUGGUUCAACUACAGACACCACGGCUUUGAUAUUCUCUUCGGCGCGGCGAUCGGGAUUUUCUUCGCUUAUAUCGGAUUUUACAUGUACCAUCUUCCGAUUCGGCGUGGCGCGGGCUGGGCUUGGGGCGCGCGCAGUCAGAGACGCGCUUUCGGGCGGUUGGUUGGUUUCCCUAGUUCGCUGGGGACGGAUGGAUGGGCUGGUGAAAGGGUUGAGGAGGUGGAUGCUGAGGUUGCGGCUGCGAUAAGGGAGAAGAUGUUUAGGGAUCUGGAACAGCGACAUGCACAGACACAGGGACAUAUUAAGCCGGAGAGUAGUGGGGGUCAGGUUGUUUAG
Penicillium mononematosum is the source of this 1164-nucleotide messenger RNA. Its product is annotated as phosphatase PAP2 family protein. The transcript has 3 exons. The record is from RefSeq and is a predicted model, not a curated record. NCBI's taxonomy places the organism in Eukaryota, Fungi, Ascomycota, Eurotiomycetes, Eurotiales, Aspergillaceae. The coding region runs from base 1 to 1164 and encodes 387 amino acids. Gene Ontology annotation, molecular function: phosphatidate phosphatase activity. Gene Ontology annotation, biological process: phospholipid metabolic process.